Schistosoma haematobium is the source of this 2573-nucleotide messenger RNA. RefSeq lists its product as uncharacterized. Bases 267 to 1085 code for a protein of 272 amino acids. The transcript has 5 exons. The record is from RefSeq and is a predicted model, not a curated record. NCBI's taxonomy places the organism in Eukaryota, Metazoa, Platyhelminthes, Trematoda, Strigeidida, Schistosomatidae. Gene Ontology annotation, molecular function: protein binding.
AUUGGUCACAACUUUGAAAGCUAGGAAACACAAGGUCACUUGAGGGACAAUUCGAAGUGUUGGUUUGAAGGUUUUUUUAACUCCAGUUUGAAAACUACUCCAUGUUACAACUCAAAUGUUCUUUACAGCCUAGUUGUUUUGUAUAAGCAUAUCAUCUGUGGACCUUGUAUUAUACUCCCUGAUGAAUCGGGUUACAAACUAGUAACCAGUAGUUUUUGAAGAUUAUUCAUUUGGCUCUUCAAUGAAUUAUAUUGUAAAAAAGUACAAUGUCUGAGGACGAUCAAAAUUCUAAGGAGAUUGUAACAUCAUAUGAUGAAAUAUUGGAGAUCACAGGAUUGUUAGCUAUGCGUGAUAAUUCAAUGUCAUGUGUCACUGAAAAGAAAGAGACUCCUAGUUCAACGGAUAAUGCCAAUAAUGGUGAUGUUAGUAAUGAUGAUAUUGUAUUACCAAUACAAAGUUGUACACAAUUACCACUUAGUCCUAGUCUGGUAUCCUUAAUUGAAGAUGGUGGUCCUAAUUGUCGAACAAUUUCAAUUGCUAAAACCAAAAAUAAUAACAUCGGCUUUACAUUUACAGAAAUAAAACAGGGAUUAUUUGUUUCUCAUGUAGACGAAAGAUCUUCUGCAAAGUUGAAUAAAGUACGUUUUGGUGAUAAGAUUCAAUGCAUAAAUGAUACAGAAGUUACAUCUUAUACUCAAGCUAAACAACUUAUUGAAGAAACACAUCCAACUGUAAAUUUUUCUUUUAUCGACUGCCCUUAUAGAGAAGUUAAAACAAUUUAUAAAAUUCAUGGAAAAUGUGGUCUUUUCAUCAAUGAUGGUAUGAUUUUAGAUCGUACAAAAUAUUUCAGUGCAAAAAGUGAUAAAAUUCCAUUGAAUUAUUAUAUUACUGAAAUUGAUGGUCAUAGUACUGUUCGUCUAUUAGAUGAGAAAAUAGUUUUAUUAGUUGAACGUGCUAAUUCACCAUUCUCUCUUCAUAUUGUACCUCAAUGGUUUUAUGAAUAUCUUGUUUUUGGAUUAGAUCCAUCAGGAAAUGAACUCAAAAAAGGUAAACGAACACUUUUUAACUGUUUCCAUAAAUCAUGAAUACAUAACUAGGGAUAAAUGAAUGUUAAUUAAUUCUUUUUGUCUAUAUUAUGUAUACUUAAUCAUAUUUCUUUCUAUUUAUUUAUCAUUAACCAGAAUAUUUACUAUUAUUAUUAUUAUUAUUGACAUGUUAUUGUAAAUCAUGGAGAUGAACUAGCAAAAAAAAGAAAACAAUUCUAGACUAUUCUACCCUGUUUUCUCCAAUUCCCUCCCCCCUCUGUGUACUUCACUCAUCUAUUUGCCUUUCCGCAAUCUCCAUAAAGCGCCAUUUUGUUUUUGUAAAAACUCAAAUGUAUUUUGUUUUAUGUUAGUUGUUUGUUUUGUUUUCCGGUUCUUUAGUAUUUAUUUUCAUCAUAUAAUAUUUUUGUUGUUAAUUAUUUGUUCAUAUCAGUGACCUUAUUUUCUUGGAAAAUUGCCUUUGUUACUACCGUUAUUAUUAUUGUUUGAUAUUUUAUCAUUGUUAAUUUGUUUAUUGUCCAUGAGAAUUUCUCAUUUGGUUUUUAUUAUCACAGUUAGUAUUUAUCAAUUUUUUCCUUUUUCUUUUCUCUCUCUAAAAAAGAGUAAUUCGAAGGAAUGUUUAUUAUUAUUAUUUAUUAAUAAUAAUAAUAAUCUGAUAGAAUUCACUUGGUAUUUGUUAUUAGCAUUAUCCAAUCGGGAAGCUACACGUAGGAAUCCUAGAAUAUUCUUCCGAAAGGUGAUUGGAUGGAACGUCUUCGGCUCCUGAGCCUCUUACACCUUCCUCGAGUUCGCCGGUGGUCCGUCGUCACAGUAUUGUUUUAAUUGAAUCUUCCUAUUGAUGUUUAAGACUGCAAUUGAUCAAUUUCUUAUUGGCAUAUAUGCAUACUGUGCGUAUUGCCUCGAUAUCGCUAAGUGUAUAAUGUGAUGGCGUUUGAAGCGAAUGGUACCGGGUUCGAGUCCAAGAGUGAACAUCAACUUUAAGAUGCCGGUGCAUCCAGCUGACGAGUUCCAAAUAGGACAAAACAUGUGUCCUGGAUUCCACUGUUAACCACUAUCCAUCUUUUCUUAUAAUCUGAUAGAUUAUUUUCAUAAUGUCGCCUUGUUUUAACUAAUUUAGUCCAAUAUAGCUCUGUAAUUGUAAACACUUUAUAAUUGAUAUGAUCAAUAGGUGAUACGAUUACUGUUACCGGAUUGUUUGAAUCAGAAUUAAUGUUAUAGAAUUCAGAUACGGUUAUUUCCGGUCAACGUCGUUAUUAUUUCCAUGAAUUUGAUUCAACAACUAACUUGUGUUAAAUAAUAGAUAAACCAACUCAUUGAUUUGUUGUUUGGUUCAACUUUUUUUUAACACAGAAAAAUAACUUUAAAUACCGUUUAAAGUAACAUACAGAUCCAAUAGAUUCAGAUCAUUGAUAAUGUUACAUUAUGAAAUGAUGGCAAAAAUUAACCGGUAUACUUAGAGUAGAAUCUAGUGUAUUUGAAUUUGUUUCAAAGGUUCUAUCAAGUGAAUAAAAGCUAUAUGAGAUGAGAGCU